Molecule: messenger RNA, 1058 nt
Organism: Owenia fusiformis
Lineage: Eukaryota; Metazoa; Annelida; Polychaeta; Sabellida; Oweniidae
Source: the annotation of a GenBank genome assembly
AUCCAAUACUCGCUGUGAGACACGCCAGCAAGUAUUGAUAUUUUAUGUAUGAUGUGAAUGGAGCAAUGGUGGCUGAAGAAUCGGAUGUUUUAUCACCGAGAAAACGUCGUCUGACGGCUGCCAUUUCGCACAUUCCGCCGGCGGCACUCACGGGAAUGUGUGAUAUUAUCGGGGCAGGGGAUAACGCGGAUGAAUCAAUGGAAGAUGACGAAGAUCCUAUGUUAAUGUUCAACUGGAAAAUUAUAAAUCCAAGUUGGCAACCAACGCUAUUUGAAAAGAAUCGUCGAAAUGAGCGUGAAGAAAUCCGCCGCAAGCUUGCAAUGGGUGAUGAAGAUUACUAUGGGGGUGAGAGAACACUCAAAAAGCCUAACCUCUCAACAAGGCUUCAAAGUGGCAUGAACCUCCAGAUUUGCUUCAUGAAUGAGGCCCACGAACAGAGUGAAGCUGAGGCAAAAUCCCCAAAUACAGCUGAGCCUACACAAAUUCAACCAGUUCCAGCUGUUCCAGAAAACACACCCCCUCCCAAACCACCAAGGUUAUCUCCAGAUGUAUUAGCAGACAGUUUACAAAUAGAACGGAAAGAGGGGGAGGAGGAAGAAGAUUUCUUGGCACGACAAGCUAAACUACAAGCAGAUGCUAGAAUGGCCCUUGCCCAGAUCGAUCCAAGAGAUUUUGCCACUAAAUUACAAGAAGAUGUUAAAAUGGCAUUAGCGCAGGCCCCUGCGAUGGCACAUAUGCAAUUACAAGUAGAAAAACAAGCCAAGAAAAAAUCACCAAUUGCUGAAAUGGUGGGAAUUCCUGGAUUCGGAGAUGGAAGGAGGAAAAAAUUGGAGCGCCACCUAUUGUUAGAUAUGAACAUCGCUCAAUUACAAGUCGUCGUAAAUGACUUACACACACAAAUAGAAAAUCUAAAUGAGCAGCUAAUGAGACUGUUGGUUGAGAGGGAUGACCUACAUAUGGAACAAGAUAGCAAAUUAGUUGACAUAGAAGACCUAACUAGGAGAUACCAAGAAUUGAAUGAAAAAUACAACACUCAAUUACAACAACAACAACAACAA